AUGGACAACCUGAACCAGCUUCUGCAGCUCUUGCAGUGUGCUGACCCAUCUGGGCUGAAGAUUUCACUGGCUGCUAUUUUCUGCUUCAUCAGUCUAGCAACUAGUCUCAAGAAUGAUAUCCUUUUGGUGCAGCUCAGAGACCAGGACAUCAGUAAACCACCUGCUAAUCUCUCACCAAGUCUUUCGUGUUUCCUCUCUGCUAUAGUGCUGCCACGGUCUGGUUCAGAACCAUGGUUUGAACUGGACUUUUGGUCCAGUUCUGGAUGGUUCAGUCCACGGUUCUGGUCCUUUUUGAAGGUUCAAGCAGGUCAUCACUUUCAACAUGGACAAUCGAUAUUCCCCUCUCCCAAGUCAAUUUACGGGAACACCAAAGACUUGGUCGUGGAAUGCAACACAUACGAGUCUUGCAUCAAGGAGCCUACAUCCUCCCACUACCUCUCUGACUCAGGGACUGGUGCUCAAUCUUAUGCUGCUGCUCGCCGCCAUCCUCGACCCAUGCCCAUGAUCGCCAUCCCUUCGCUGCCAACUACUCGUUAUCGUAACUGCUCUCCUGAUACCUCUAUUGCACAUGGUUCGGACCCCAAAAAAACCAAACCGGACCAUAGAGAACAGUUCUCUAUGGUCUGGUUCUGGGUUCAGAUAUUUUGUAGAACUGAACCGAUGGUCCGGUUCUUGGUUCUCACCUAG
Molecule: messenger RNA, 687 nt
Organism: Suillus fuscotomentosus
Lineage: Eukaryota; Fungi; Basidiomycota; Agaricomycetes; Boletales; Suillaceae
Exons: 6
Coding region: 1-687 (228 amino acids)
Source: RefSeq, a predicted model, not a curated record